This is a messenger RNA of Symbiodinium sp. CCMP2456, 378 nucleotides long. Lineage: Eukaryota; Dinophyceae; Suessiales; Symbiodiniaceae. The record is from the annotation of a GenBank genome assembly.
AUGUGCGAGCCAGAGAACACGGAGAUCUCCCGCACCAUCGAGAAGGAGCUCUUGAACCAGGUUGACGAGUCUUGGGCUCUGCAGCGGAAGAAGGCGCUCAAGGACCUCUACGUAGGCAACCCACCUCCGGUUGGCCGAACUUGCGCGGUGGAGCGUCCCGUCACACCCAAGUGGCUAUUCAGGGGGCACCAGUACCAUGGCAUCAAGACCAAGGAGGAGCGAGACCAUCGGGUUUUGAAUGAGCUUGCUGCAGAGCGUGUGGCACAAGCCAAGCAGCUUCCACCAGGUCCAGGAAGUCGGACGGAGGAAGAGCUCAGCGAGAGCCGAGCAACACAACGCAAGGACCCCCCGCCCGGCUUCGGCGGUGGCACGCAGUGA